AAUUAAAGUUGAUGAUAAUGACUGUUGGGUGUGUGGCUUCAUGGGACUGAAGGCUUUCUGACCUCUACUACUUUACGGGUCACAAAUUGAAAUUGCCCCCAUCAAAACUUUUCGCAUAACUUUUUUCUUUCCGAUUGUCUGAGGAGCUUUGCCGUAACUUGACAGCAUGCCGGCGGAAGAAACAGUUUCCAAGUCACCUCUCGAUAAACCUCUCAAUCAACUCACUGACGAUGACAUUUCUCAGCUCACACGCGAAGACUGCCGUCGUUACCUCAAACAAAAAGGAAUGAGAAAGCCGUCCUGGAAUAAAUCACAAGCGAUUCAGCAAGUUAUAUCGUUGAAGGCUCUCCUCGAGCCGGAUACUGACGCCGGAACUCGGAAGAAGCUUCACAUUCCUCGUGCAGAUACUCAUGUCCAGAGAGGGAAAAAUACCUAUGGCGAACCUUCUGAACCAGUGCCUGAUAGAAGAAAUCAGCAGGACAGACCUGAUCUUUCCAGUCAAAUUACUGCCCUUCCGGUCGCUGUUGUUGAUAAUUCAGCUCCUUCUAGAACAAUAGGUUCAGCAGAUAAACCAGUAGGACAAAUGACAAUCUUCUAUAGAGGCAAGGUGAAUGUCUAUGAUGAUGUGCCUGCCGACAAGGCACAAAAAAUCACGUGUCUUGCUUCAAGCCCUCUUUGUGUGCCUUCAGAAACUCCAUCGAAUGCCACUGUAGCAGCUCGACAUUCAGCAUGCUGCUUACAAGCUGCAAAUAGUAAACUAUGCCUAGAUACUGAUAUGGUACCGACUAUUCAAACAGUGAAAAUGAGUGAGGUUUCUCGAGUUCCUAUAGAAGAAAGCAGCCGCUUAUACAAUGAUAAUCCUGAAGCAGUGGAGAGCCCCGCAAGCAGGAAAGCAUCAGUACAAAGAUAUCUUGAGAAGCGAAAAGAAAGGUUCAAGUGGAAGAGAAAGGUAGAAACAACUUCAUCAGCUAGCUUGGAUAUCUAUUUAAGUGAUCGAAUUGGGACUCGUACGCCAAGUGACUAUGCAAGAGGGGCUGAUCUUUGCUUCACACCCCACAUUACACCUACAGGAAGUGGUCCUAUACAAGACAAUAUUCAGAUGAAUCCCACUUUUUCUAGUGAUCUCAAUGACACAGAUGUUAGAGAGUGAAUGUCGGAAACUGAAUGGUUGGGGAUGCACACAGAUUUCUGUUUUUGUCUUGAAAUGUUCGGUGGCCACAUCAUGUUCUAGUGUAUGGAUAGUUGUGUGAAGUGUGAUGAUGGUAGCACUUGGGACAAUAUCUGUGAAACUGUCUUCUCUAUCUAGGUUUGUCUGUAAUGUAAAUGAAGAGAGAAUUUAGUGAGAAAUAGUUGUCAGGUCAUGAAACGUUUUUUGCUUUUCUUAUAACAGCUAGUCGUCCUCUUCAAUAAUGAUUUUAGGCUGUAGUAUUUCCUUGUUGAUGGAAACCAUUCUCAAUGAUCUUUGCUUACUUGGAAUUAUACGUCCAAUUUUGUUGCUGGGAGAUGGAGACAAACCAGCGGAACUGCAUGGCAUAGAAUGUGAACGGGUCAUGCUCUCUAAUGAUCCUUGACGUUUAAAAUAAGCUUUCCUGCUCCGUUAUUUGAUCGAAUCAACGUGAUUGUAGGCUUAAUUUCUUCUUCAAGUUUGUCAAUUCACCUAUUUAUCGACUAUGACUGCAUUGCAGGAUACUGCACAUGCGAAGUAAGUAAUGGGAAAGAAUUGUCUUCGCGUCUACUUAUGUUUCUUUCCCUUUGUAUAAUACCUACCUUUCUCGUGUAA
This is a messenger RNA of Solanum stenotomum, 1780 nucleotides long. Its product is annotated as protein TIFY 4B-like. Gene Ontology annotation, cellular component: nucleus. The record is from RefSeq and is a predicted model, not a curated record. Gene Ontology annotation, biological process: regulation of defense response; regulation of jasmonic acid mediated signaling pathway; response to wounding. Lineage: Eukaryota; Viridiplantae; Streptophyta; Magnoliopsida; Solanales; Solanaceae. The transcript has 9 exons. The coding region runs from base 167 to 1150 and encodes 327 amino acids.